AUGGGUGGCAUUGGCAAAACUACUCUUGCGCAGAACGUAUUUUACGAUACCAUUGUCCAAGAACACUCUGCCUUGAAAGCAUGGGUAACUGUAUCCGAUGAUUUUGAUGUUGUCAAAAUAAUAAAGAUUAUUUUGGAGAAGAUCACAGGAAAAAGAUGCGCAACAAAUGAGCAACAUCAACUUCAAAAAGACUUGAAGGAUUCUUUGGCAGGGAAGAAAUUUCUUUUUGUUCACGAUGAUGUGUGGAACGAAAAAUACGAGUUGUGGGAUCUUUUGAAAAGCUCUUUUCAAUCUGGCGCACAAGGAAGCAAGAUUAUUGCCACCACACGUAAUGGAGAUGUCGCGUUGCAGAUGAAGACGAGGAAUGUUCAAACUUAUGAGCUUAAAAACAUGUCUGAUGAUGAAUGUUGGAAGUUAUUUGUAGAUCAUGCCUUUGAUAAUGUAGGCUCUAAUAAAAUGGUAUUGUCUGAGUUGCAAGAAAUUGGAAGACAAAUUGUUAAGAAGUGCAAGGACCUUCCUUUGGCUGUAAAAUCGAUGGCUGGUCUUUUACGAUCUACUUCAACUCUUGACGAGUGGAGGCAUGUACUGCAAAGUGACGUGUGGGAGUUACCCAACUGUCGCGAUAUCGGAAUUGUUCCAGCAUUGUGGUUGAGCUACCGAUUUCUGCCUCCUUACUUAAAGCCAUGUUUUUCUUAUCUUUCAAUAUUUCCCAAAGAUUAUGAAUUUGGUGAUGAUGAUAGAGAAAAACUAAUAUUAAUAUGGAUGGCAGAAGGUCUUUUGAAAUCUCAACCUAGAAAAAGAAUUGAAGAUGUUGGAGAAAAGUACUUGAAGGCUUUAAUAGCAAGAUCAUUUUUUCAAAGAAACACAAGGAAUCGUUCUCUUUCUAUGCACGAUCUUAUGCAUGAUCUAGCUAUGUAUGUAUCAGGUCGGUGUUGUUUUAUGUAUGAUAGUUGUAAAGACUUGCACAAACUUAGUAGCAAGACUCACUAUCUAUCAUACAUGAAAGACUUAAAAGAUACAAUAGAAUUUGAUAAUUUACCUAGAGUGAAGUAUUUGCGUAGCUUGUUGGCUUUACCAUUAUCAAAUAUAUAUUCACUCUCUGAUGCAAGAUUAACACUUCAAAUGGUGGUAAGAGAUGGAGAAUGCUUAAGAGCACUUUCUUUAUCUGAGUCUAAUAUCACAAAAUUGCCUUCUUCGAUUGAGAAUUUAAAGUAUCUCAUGUAUUUGGAUAUAUCUAGUACAAACAUUGAAGAAUUACCAGUUUCAAUUUGUGUGUUGUACAAUUUGGAAACACUGGUAUUGUCACAUUGUGGAAAACUCACACAGUUGCCUACCAACAUUUCUAGGCUAAUCAACCUGUGUCAUCUUAUGAUAAGAGGAACAAGUUUAAAGGAGAUGUCGCCCAGGAUUUUCUAA
Molecule: messenger RNA, 1416 nt
Organism: Humulus lupulus (European hop)
Lineage: Eukaryota; Viridiplantae; Streptophyta; Magnoliopsida; Rosales; Cannabaceae
Product: putative disease resistance RPP13-like protein 1
Exons: 1
Coding region: 1-1416 (471 amino acids)
Biological process (GO): defense response to other organism
Molecular function (GO): ADP binding
Source: RefSeq, a predicted model, not a curated record